This is a messenger RNA of Pseudogymnoascus verrucosus, 392 nucleotides long. RefSeq lists its product as uncharacterized. The record is from RefSeq and is a predicted model, not a curated record. NCBI's taxonomy places the organism in Eukaryota, Fungi, Ascomycota, Leotiomycetes, Thelebolales, Thelebolaceae. The transcript has 2 exons. The coding region runs from base 120 to 392 and encodes 90 amino acids.
UCAUUCAAUCCUGUUACCAUCGCAUCAAGCACUGCCAACAGUAUCACCACUCCAAACGCAUUUCCAAUCCACACACGAACAGCACCACCCUCACAAAAGCUUCCCAAUCCACACUCAAAAUGUCUAGCCGCUCAUACACCACCACGAACAUCUCCUAUGGCGGACCACGGACAUCCUCGUCCUCCGUCAGCUCGCGCGGAUCCGCUAGCUAUGUCGACUACAGAGUUCCCGUCUCCGAGUCCUCAGGCCGCUAUGGCAGCAACGACGGAGUCUACUCUGUGACCCGCAACAACGUCCAGGUCACCAACCACAAGCAGCGGAUGAGCGACCCAGCCGAGCCACGCUCUGGCGAUGCAUCGCGCUACUACGGCGGCUCCUCUUACAAGAGGUAG